Molecule: messenger RNA, 3215 nt
Organism: Ciona intestinalis (vase tunicate)
Lineage: Eukaryota; Metazoa; Chordata; Ascidiacea; Phlebobranchia; Cionidae
Product: SH3 and PX domain-containing protein 2B-like
Biological process (GO): superoxide anion generation
Cellular component (GO): cytoplasm
Molecular function (GO): protein binding; superoxide-generating NADPH oxidase activator activity; phosphatidylinositol binding
Source: RefSeq, a predicted model, not a curated record
AGCGGAUUAUUUUUUGCUUCAGCAUCCUUAUAGAGUAGACCUUAAGUGCAAUAGCUAUCGAAUGUGUUUUAAAUUAAUGUAACGGGACAUGUCGCAAAUUCCAAAACGGCUAAUUACCGCAGUGAACGUGAACCGAGCGGAAAAACGACGAGUUCCAUCUAAACAUUACGUUUAUGUGAUAGAAGUUUCAUGGGACGAUGGAAGUGAUACAGUUAUAUUUCGAAGAUACAGCAAGUUUUUUGACUUGCAGAUAUCUCUAUUGGAGACAUUUCCGAAAGAAGGAGGUAUGAAAGAUCCUUCCACGCGAAUUAUCCCGUUUCUUCCCGGCAAAAUCCUGUUCAGAAGAAGCAACAUACGAGAUGUUGCAAUGAAACGGGUGCUUUCUAUUGGUGAAUACUGUAAGGACUUAAUAAAGCUUCCAAGUUACAUCGUACAACACUCGCUUAUUUUAGACUUUUUUGAAACUAAACCCGAAGACCUCAAGCCCCCCGAAAGUGAAAGUACUUCCAGAGCUUCAAAAAGAAACAGUUUAGAUAUUUCUCAGCCAAUAUUGCCAGAGUCGUACGUUGUAGUUCAAGAUUAUAUAAAGACGCAACCAAAGGAAUUAAAUGCAAGAGUGGGUGAAGUGGUGGAAGUAAUGGAUAAACAUGAAAAUGGUUGGUGGUUUGUAAGCACUGAGGAUGGGGAACAGGGUUGGGUUCCUGGGGUUUAUCUUGGAAAACCUGAUGGAAAAAGUGAAAACCUUGUCAUAAAGCAAGACCAACUGGGACAAGGUGAAUUAUAUCUCACCACAACUCAAUACAAUGGUGAAGAUAGCGAAGUUAGUUUCAACACUGGUGUACUGGUUGAGGUUCUACAGAAAAACCUUGAAGGAUGGUGGUUUGUAAGCUAUAAUGGCAAGCAGGGCUGGGCACCUGCGUCCUACCUCACUAAACCUCCAGAAUCAGUGACUGCCAUUUCUUUAUCAAAGAAGCUAUCCUCUCCUGUUAAGAAUGAUUCUUCAAUCCCUAGUUCACAUUCAUGCACAAGUCUUUCUUCACAGAGUUCUUCAAAUGCAGGAGAUACUUCCUCUCCGAGCCACAAAAGAUUAAGCGGAGUUGGCAUAAAGAGACCAUCUUUAAAGCCUCAAGUGCCCCCACCACCCCCACCCCAACAUAGUGAUGAUGUACAGUAUAUUGCAAUGCAUUCAUUUGAUGGGAAGAUACCUCAUGGAGUUGCUUUUAACAUAGACGACCCUGUUACGGUACUAUCAAAAUCUCCUGGUUGGUGGUACGUUGAAGUUAAUGGAAACGAAGGCUGGGCACCUGAAACCUACAUCAGCAAAACCACAAAACCAAAGCCAACACCAGCCAGACCACAACCACCAAGUUUUCCAAAGAAAACCGAACUCCAAAGAGCCUCCCACACCAAAGUUACUCGAUCCAGCUCUUUAAGGCAGGAUAAACCUGCUGUGAUGGACAGAGUUGAACACACUUAUUCCAACGAUACAAAUUUCAGGAAUUUUAAGCCAAAACCAACAUUACCAAAAAAGCCAUUAAAGCCAGCUGUGAAUAAUCAAAAGCCAACCUUUAAUGCUGGGAAUGGUCAAACACCCCUGCCGAAUGCAGUUAAUGGUCAAAAGCCCCUGCUGAAUACAGUUAUUGGUCAAAAGCCCAUGCUAAAUACUGGGAACAAUCCAAAACCUUUACUAAAUGUAGUCAAUGGUCAAAAGCCUAUGCUGAGUACAGUCAAUAGUCAAAAGCCUCUGCUUAGACGAGUGUCAAGUGAUGCUGUAACCCCUCCCAAACCACCUGUGCCCUCUAGCAAAUUAAAACCUGUUACCAAAAGCAAUGAUUCCUCUCCAAGAAGAUUUGUUUCAAAGGUACCUGUCGCAAAACAAACCAAACAAGAAACAAAUCAAGUGGAUUUUCGCAGUGUCCUUAAACCUGCUAAACAGAGAGGGGUUCACACAAACGGAAAAAUUGUGAACAAAACCAAUGAUAAUGACAGAACUUUUCAAGCUGGGAAGGUGAAAAAUUUAGUAAAUGCUAGGAACAAUAUUAAUAACAACAACAACAAGUCAAAUGUUCGAGAUAGCAACUUGAACUGUGCUUUGAAUGAAAAUUUUUCAACCAGUUUUCGUUCAUCGCCUGAUGGGGAAAUGGACAAUACAAAAGUGGUUGGAGAGGGUUAUUUUGCUAUAGAAAACGUGGGUUUAACCCUUUUGGUCGCUGUGUGCGAUUUCGAGGCUGUUGGGUCAGGGGAACUAGGGUUCACGGAAGGGUCAACGGCAGAACUGCUCGAAGAAUCUGCAGGAGAUUGGUGGUACGUGAAGAUUGAUGAUAAAAGUGGUUGGGUACCUUCAGGGUACUUUAAACCUGUACUGGAAAGUGAUGGUUUACAAUAAAAGUUAGUUUAGGGGUCGAACAUGAUGUUUACAUUGUUGAAUCCUAAACAACUGCCAGUGUGUGUUGUGGUUGAAGUUUUUAUUAUUUUUCCAGAUUUAUCAAUACCCUUUAUUAAUUAUUAUCUUAUUAAAAUUCAGUAUCAUGGGCAAUACAUCGUGCUAUACGACCCGAACUUUACACCAUUCACCGUUCCAUUUUAGGCAUACUUUGUGUAGAACUCAAUCAGUGUUUUUUUGUUUUAAUAGCGCGGAUAAAUAUGCCAGCAUAAUUUUCACUGGCCAUACGUAAUUUUUAUACUACAGUGCUCAAUAAUAUUUGUUUAUUGCCAACAUGACAACAGUAUGUCCUGACACAAUAAUAUUGCAACCAACAUUUUAAGAACGAUUUCUCAAAAGACAGUUUUUGUAAGUGUUAUUUUAUACAUUGUGUACAGGUAUUUUUUUUUUUUUACUAAUGCAAUAUAUGUAGAUAUCCUGCUACAGUUUUUUUAACAUAAAGCUGGUGUUCUUUUUCAAUACACGAUUUAAUGUCUCCAUGUUGUUAUAAGAAUAUAUUUCUUCAAUUAUAAAACAAUGAACUAUGUUAAAAUGUUUAUAAUUAACAAUCGACGUGGUGUAGAAUGCAAAAAAUUGAAUGUCGAUUCCCAAAAAUCUCCUUUAAAAAAUAGACUGUCGAUUUCAAAAAACUUUCCUCAUGUAAAAAGGUAAUAAAUGUGAUGUAGUAAAUGCUAUAACUUUAAGUUUGACAUAUGUCAUGACAAUGUUUCCCUUCAAUACAGUUUACCUUGUUUUUAUAUGUGUGCUUAAAAUAAACAAAACUCUCAGAAUC